AUUGCAUGGUUAGCAGUACUCCUCUUUCUAUUAACAUACUCUGCUUCCUCUACAGUGAGAUUGUGAAACCUUAGGGGCAAAAAACAAACAAAAAAAACAUUGAAGAAAACAGAAGGGAGGAAGAUGGUAUGAAAGAGAAGAGGAACAAUGUGGACAAAGAAACUACCUGCUCUUCACACCGCAGCAGACUGGAAGGUCGUUCUCAAUUUACCAGAGAUUGAGAAGUGGCUGAAAACAACGAGCAACCGAGUUGCACAGCUCACUUACUCAGUUGGACAAGACAGUGAAAACAAACAUGUGGACGUCCACCUGGUACAACUUAAGGACAUCUGUGAGGACAUUUCUGACCAUGUGGAGGAGAUUCAUGCUUUGCUGGAGACAGAGUUCUCCCUAAAACAUUUGUCUUACUCUGGUAACAUCAUUGUAGACAUAAGGACGGUGCAGCUGCUGUGGCAUCAGCUGAGAGUAUCAGUUCUGGUUCUAAAAGAACGUCUGUUACAGGGUUUACAGGACUCUAAUGGAAACUACACGCGUCAGACUGAUAUCUUACAGGCUUUAAGCCAGGACCAGCACCAGACCCGUCUGGAUGCGCUAACAGAAGUUGAUGACUGCGGUCAGCUGACAAUACGCUGCAGCGAGAACUACUUUUCCCUGGACUGUGGCAUUACUGCCUUUGAGCUAAGCGACUACAGUCCCAGUAACAGUCCUAAAGAUCAGGAAAUGGAUCCCACAACAGAGGACACCUUCCUGGAAAUCAUUGAUACCACAAACACAAAUCUUGAAUUACAAACAAGUUUACCACAGCUCUCUCGAACAAGUGACUUAGAAAACGCUAAUAAUUAUACACCUCAAUUCCCUGCAAAUCAAAGUGACAUUCCCAAUAACGGCGAAAGCUCAAAACAAACAGUACAAGCUGUUAAUCAGAGCACCGAGUCUUUACCCACACAUCCCUUGCUUCCAAAAAGCGCUGCUGCAUUCUCGAGCAAUGGUACCAGAUCAAUGGGAAGUUUUAGGAAGGCCAAUCAGGAAUCUGAACUGAAGUUUGAUGCUGAGCUGAGUCGAAGCAGCCAAUCUGUUCUGGAUCCUGUGGACAGAUCCAAGUUGUGGUUAGAACUGGGCUCAGUUCAUCCAGAAAAUGCUCCACAGUCAAGCAAGACGCUUCAGGGGGAAAAGGUUCCUUCAAAAAUCAACCUUGCCAAGGAGCACUGGUACGGGUCAGACGAGUUCCUGGCCCUCCCUGCUCAGCUUCAUGAAACUGAGUUGCUAGCUGUGAAAUUGGAAAGUCUGAUACAGUCAAGUGCCCAGAGACAGAUAAGUUUGCAGAACAUAGACGACUGGGAGCUGUCAGAGCUUAAUAUAGACUGGAGCAAUGGAGAAAGUGAAACCAACAUAAAUAAUGCAUGGGAAAGAGGGGAUAACAACCAGUAUCCCCUGCCAUCAUUGCAACCUUAUAAACAACACUCGGUCAGGUGCUUCAGCUCAACCUCCUCCAGCGAUAUUGCUCCCUCAGUUGAAGAAAGCAUUGAAUCGGGUCCUUUGAGCGAACUGCUGUCAGAAGAGGAAGAGAGGUCUGUGGAUUACUCCCCACAGCUAACAGUGUCCCUGCUGGGUGGGUGUGGACAUGCUUCUAUGAUGAAAAAACUCUUGAAGAACAUCCAGGAUCGGAAUGGUGAUGUUUGGAGAACGAUGGAGAGUUUUGUUAUGAAGUUGGAUGGAUUCAUCUCAUGGUUACAAGAGGCGCUAGAGAGCACUGAAAACUGGGCCCAACCCAGGCAGGACUUGGACACCCUUAGGGUGUAUUUGGACACUCAUCUGGUUCCUGUUUGUGGAGGCUUGCACUCUUAUGGAGAUACUUUGCUGGAGGGCGGACAGGCAGAUUAUGGUGAACCUGAGGAGCAGACUGUCGCUUGUUUUCCUGAAAUGGACGGCGUUCUGAUAAGAAGAAUUGUUUCCUUUUUCUCAGCGUGA
Molecule: messenger RNA, 1968 nt
Organism: Cyprinodon variegatus (sheepshead minnow)
Lineage: Eukaryota; Metazoa; Chordata; Actinopteri; Cyprinodontiformes; Cyprinodontidae
Product: A-kinase anchor protein 6-like
Exons: 10
Coding region: 148-1968 (606 amino acids)
Source: RefSeq, a predicted model, not a curated record